Molecule: messenger RNA, 41804 nt
Organism: Podarcis lilfordi (Lilford's wall lizard)
Lineage: Eukaryota; Metazoa; Chordata; Lepidosauria; Squamata; Lacertidae
Source: the annotation of a GenBank genome assembly
AGGUUGCCAGGGAACACAACAGCAAGGUGCUUAAAUGUUGAGUCCUCUGAAAGCGUUGACUGCUUGUAUCCAUUCUAGCAGCUCAUCAUCACAAUCUGUGGACUCUUCUACCCCGUCCGAGGGUCCAUCGUCGCAGUCUGUGGCUGAAGGCACAUCAUCACAGUCUAUAGCUGCUACUACCCUGUCUGGAGCCACAUCAUCCCUGUCUGCAGCUGUUCUUCCCCCAUCUGGAGGCUCGUCCUCACAGUCUGUAGCUGCUUGCAGCCAGUCUCAGAACUCAUUGACGCAGUCUGUGGCUGUUCCUGCCUCAUCUGGAGGCGCAUCCUCACAGUCCGUGACUGCUCAUACCCAAUCUCAGGACUCACUGCCACAGCCCGUUGCCACUCCUACCCCACCUGGAGGCUCAGCGACACCAUCUUUGGCUGCUUCUGCUGCCUCGUAUGGAGGCACUUCGUCACAGUUUUUGACCGUUCCUUCCACGUACGGAAACACACCGUCACAAUUCCUGACUCUUCCUGCCGAAGGCGUAUCACUGGAGAAAGAGGCAAGACAGGAAUUGAGGGGUUGGGAAACAGGAAUGAGUAUAUGGGCUCAGGAUGCGCGUAAGGGAAUCGAUGAGUGGAGUGAGAAGACCUGGAGUUUGAGCACACCGUUGCUUUGCCCCUUGGAUCUGUUCCUGUUUGCCUCUGCUCUUUCUGUCUCAUUCAUACUUAGGUCUUCAAGCUCUGUGUGUACUUCUACGCAUUCAUUUUACUCGCACUGACUGGUUCUCUCUUUCCUUCUCUAAUCUGCCUGUGCCAUUCUGUCUGAGGCCUUGUUGACACAUAGUGAAACUCCUGUGUCAAAGUCAGUGGAUUCUCACAAUGCUUUAACAUUUCUCAGGUGUUUAUUUUCUGGUUAACCGUUUGAAAGUGGGAAGAUUUUACAUUGGGGGAGCAGGAUUGUAAGCCUCCAGGUGUUUUGGAGCUGCAGCCCCUAUCCUCCCUGACCAUUGGCCAUGUGCUACGGUUGAUGGGAGCUGGGAGUCCAGCAACAUUUUCAGGCAAACCACUACCUCUAAGGGUUCCAUAUCUGCUGAGCAUUCUCAAAACUCUGUUACUCAGAGACUGUUAAUAGAUGAGUUCUAAAGCCGGGACUUGCCUAGUCUUUCACAAUAGACUUAUAUGCUACCCAGUGCCUACAUAGAAUAGUCAUAUUUAAUGGGGGCCAUUGUGUGUUUCAAGGGGGAAUUUGUUGUGGGUCAUUGAUGCCCACAUUACUGGAUUUUGAAAUGACAACUGGACUCUCUUUACUCUUACUUUCUAUUAUUGUUGGUUAGUUCAGUAGAAUUGAUCUGAUUUCACUUUUAUUUAAAAAUCCUUGUAACUUAAAAAAAAAUGCUUUGCAUGUCGAUGGAGAUUAGAGUUGUGGGUCAGCAGUGGUAUGGACCAGUGCUUUUUUCUCUAAAAAAAUGUUUAGGAGUACUCUCAUUUUGACUCAAGAAAAUCACCAUUUUAUAGUUUAAAUCAGGAAAAAUAAAUACAGUAAAUGAACAAAAGUACAAAGAUUCACAAAAUGUUUAGGGGUAUGCGUAUCCCUGCAUCCCCCCCCCCGAAAAAAAGCACUGGUAUGGGCAAACUUUUGUGUAGAAUGGAUUGUGGCUGGGCCACAGAAAUGAGAAUAUAUAUAUAUGUCAUAUAACAAAUGUGAACCAGCUUUUUAGACAGGGGUUAUAAUUUUGUGGUUUUCUUUUGUUCAUCCUUCAGGAUGCAGAGCAGAAUUAAAGUGGACUGAUAAUGUUGGUUUUUGUCUUGUUCACCUUUAUUUAACUCUGCCCCUUUGAUUGCUGUUGUGCUGAUAGUUAUGCUACAAAAAAAUCUGUGAGUCUUUAAAUUGCCCCAAGACUCUUUGUUUUUUAUGUACUUGAUGGCAACCAUGCCACAGCCGGCCCUCCUGUUGGACAGAGUGAGGUAGCUAUUUGAGGCAGAAAAUGUGAAGAGUGUAGGGAGAGUAAUAUCAAGGUGUUAAAAGCGCUGGGCUGUGUGUGUUCUGCACACAUCCCUCAAACCAGUUCUCUGCCCUCAAGUGUGGUGAAAAACACUGUCCAAUUGCCAGUGUUGAAGUAGGAGCAUGUGCCAGACUAGGGUUGCUAUAUUUCAAACAGUGAAUCUGGACAGAAAAGUUGUUGAGCUUUUCUUUUUUCUGCCAAAGUUGUUGAGCUUCUUUUGGUUUUGCCCAAAGUUGUUGAGCUUUUUCAGUAAAAUUGCCGUAUUUGAGCUAUUUUUAAGGAAAUACUGCAAAAAUGGCACUGCCAACAUGGGUUGUCAUAUGUCUGGAUUUUACCGGACAUUUUCCCAAUUUCUGCCCAGGCACUGCUGCUGACUGCAGUAUUCCAGUUGUAUUCAGGAAAAUCCGGACGUAUGGCAAUCCUAUAUGAGCUUCUGUUGAGGGGUAAAGGAUCAUCUUGUCAUUCACCUCUUGCAAAAUAGUUUAUACCAGCCCAUAUGUAGUUUAAUGGAUGAAUAUUAUUUAGUCAGUCACUUGUUGAGUGUGGUAAUGACCAUUAUACUUAACAUGUCAUUUCUCUACCUACCAUUUGAUCUGAAGGGCAUUAAUUGUGUUUUGUUUUUUAAAUUGUGUUGCAGGAUCCUGCAAAUCAAAAAUGUGGACGCAAGAAAACAGUGUCCUUCAGCAGCAUGCCAUCGGAAAAGAAAAUAAGCAGCGCCAACGACUGCAUCAGCUUCAUGCAGGCUGGUUGUGAACUGAAGAAAGUCCGGCCAAACUCCCGUAUUUAUAAUCGUUUUUUUACCCUGGACACUGACUCACAAGCGCUUCGCUGGGAACCAUCUAAGAAAGAUCCUGACAAGGCCAAACUCGAAAUUUCCGCUGUGAAAGAGGUCCGGUUAGGGAAAAACACAGAAACAUUCAGAAACAAUGGGCUAGCAGAUCAAAUUUCCGAAGACUGUGCCUUCUCUAUAAUUCAUGGGGAGAAUUAUGAGUCACUGGAUCUCGUUGCCAAUUCAGCAGACGUGACCAACAUUUGGGUGUCAGGUUUGAGGUACCUGGUUUCCCGUGCCAAACAGUGCCUGGAUUUGAUAGAAGGUAGCCAGGACACUCCACGUUUUGCAUGGCUAAAGUCUGUGUUUGAAGCCGCAGAUGUCGAUGGUAAUGGGAUCAUGUUGGAAGACACAGCUGUAGAAUUAAUAAAGCGGCUGAACCCUGCCUUAAAGGAGUCAAAGAUCAGGUUAAAAUUUAAGGAAAUACAGAGAAGCAAAGAGAAGCUAACGACCCGUGUAACGAAAGAGGAAUUUUGUGAAGCAUACAUUGAGCUUUGCACUAGACCCGAAGUUUAUUUUUUGCUGGUGCAAAUAUCUAAAAACAAAGAAUACUUAGAUGUCAAUGACCUCAUGCUUUUUUUAGAAGCUGAGCAAGGGGUGGCACAAGCAACUGAAGAAAUGUGUCUUGAUAUUAUUCAAAGGUAUGAAUUUUCGGAGGAAGGGCGGUUGCAGGGUUUUCUGGCAAUUGAUGGAUUUACUCAGUAUUUGCUGUCCCCGGAAUGUGAUAUUUUUGACCCUGCACAUAAAAAUGUUGUCCAAGAUAUGACCCAGCCUUUAUCACAUUACUAUAUCAAUUCAUCUCACAAUACUUACCUAAUAGAAGACCAGGUGCGAGGGCCAGCUGAUAUUAAUGGCUAUGUCAGGGCACUGAAGAUGAGCUGUCGAUGUAUUGAACUGGAUGUGUGUGAUGGUCCAGAUAAGGAGCCCAUCAUCUGCAAUCGUAACAGCAUGACGUCACCUCUAUCUUUUCAGUGUGUCAUUGAGGUGAUCAACAAAUUUGCCUUUGUUUCAUCACAGUACCCUCUUAUUCUUUGCUUGGGAAACUACUGCUCCAUACAGCAGCAGAAGGUUAUGGUUGAACAGAUGAAGAAGAUUUUUAAAAACAGGCUCUAUACUGAUAUGCCACCACAGUCAGAAGCCUACCUUCCAUCUCCAGAGAAACUGAAAAUGAAGAUUAUCAUCAAAGGGAAGAAACUUCCAGAUGGUGAGGAUUUAUUAGAGGGAGAAGUCAGUGAUGAAGACGAAGAAGCUGAAAUAUCUCGAAGAAUGUCUGAAGUGUCUGUGGAGACGCCCAAGAUGACUUGGUUAUGCAAGGAGCUGUUUGACCUGGUAUCUGUAUGCAGAGCUGUCAGAUUCAAAGAUUUUGAGCACUCAAUGAAAAGUCAGAAUUACUGGGAAAUCUGUUCCUUUAGCGAAGCAGAUGCUAGCAGAAUUGCAAAUGAGUGUCCGGAGAACUUUGUAAAUUACAAUAAGAAAUUUCUGUCUCGAAUAUACCCUAGUGCCAUGAGAAUAGAUUCCAGCAACUUAAAUCCGCAGGAUUUUUGGAACUGUGGUUGCCAGAUAGUGGCCAUGAAUUAUCAAACGCCAGGGCCGAUGAUGGAUUUACAUACUGGUUGGUUUCUACAAAACGGAGGAUGCGGUUAUGUUCUUCGACCUUCUGUUAUGAGAGAAGAAGUUUCAUAUUUCAGUGCGAAUACAAAGGGCAUAGUUCCAGGGGCCUCUCCUCAAGUUCUGCAUGUCAAAAUCAUCAGUGGGCAGAACUUUCCAAAGCCAAAAGGAGCCUGUGCCAAGGGGGAUGUCAUAGACCCUUAUGUGUUCCUAGAAGUCCAUGGCAUUCCUGCAGACUGUACAGAACAGAGAACUAAAACCGUUCAGCAAAACAGUGACAACCCCAUUUUUGACGAGAGCUUUGAGUUUGAGAUAAACCUACCAGAACUUGCAAUGAUCCGUUUUGUUGUGCUGGAUGAUGAUUACAUUGGAGAUGAGUUCAUAGGCCAAUGCGCUAUCCCCCUAGAAUGUAUACAGCCAGGCUAUCGGCACAUACCUUUACGCUCCUUUGUUGGAGACCUUAUGGAGCAUGUUACGCUUUUUGUGCACAUUGCAAUAACUAACCGAAGCGGUGGAGGGAAGGCCCAGAAACGCAGCCUGACCGCAAGAAUAGGGAUGAAAACAAGAGACUAUACCAUGCUGCGGAACACAAGUCUUAAGAUUGUAGAUGACAUCUUCAAACCAGCGAUACAUCCAUUAAGAGAGGCAACUGACAUGCGGGAAAAUAUGCAGGUAAUGAAACGUACCAUUUCAUUCUUUUCAUUUCUUUUAGAACUUGAUUUAGCCAACUAUUUAAGUCAAAAGAACUGCUAAUGAUAUUUUCAUAAUGGGGGGAUCUUAUCGCAAAUGAUGCAACACCCCAUUAGUAAAUAAUGUUGUAGCUCACUUAAAUUGUAUUCUUUCGGUGUUGUUGAAUGCACAGACCCCAAGACCCUACCUCUCAAGUGUCAAUGAGCUGAACCUUACGUUAGGAUGUCCUCUGCAUCUCUUGUAACCUGAAGUUCCCAACUUCUACCAUGCUAUCCUUGUUCUUCUGGAUUUCUCUUCAACAGCCUUUUGGUCUACUACAGCUCCCACCAUCCCUGAUUGUUGGCCAUGCUUGUUGAGGUUGAAGGGAGUUGUAGCUGAAACAUCUGUAGGACAGCAGAUUGAUGAAGGUUGCUUCAAGAGGGAUCUUCCGAAGGUGGCAAGGCAGUCAGAUUGCAUGCCUGCCCCCACUGCACAUACUGUCAUCAUCUGUGACUCAGGCCGUGCAUCUGUACACAUAAAUGCCAGAUUCCUAUGACCUUCUCUUCGCUGUCGUCCCCCCCCCCGAAGAAGGAUUGAAGAAACCAGAUGCAAGUGCAAACAAAUGCAUAUGUGUAUGCAGUAAUUAGGGACGCGGGUGGCGCUGUGGGUUAAACCACAGAGCCUAGGGUUUGCUGAUCAGAAGGUUGGCAGUUCGAAUCCCCGCGACGGGGUGAGCUCCCGUUGCUCGGUCCCUGCUCCUGCCAACCUAGCAGUUCGAAAGCACGUCAAAGUGUAAGUAGAUAGGUACUGCUCCAGCGGGAAGGUAAACGGCGUUUCAGUGUGCUGCUCUGGUUCGCCAGAAGCUGCUUAGUCAUGCUGGCCACAUGACCUGGAAGCUGUACGCCGGCUCCCUCAGCCAAUAAAGCGAGAUGAGCGCCGCAACCCCAGAGUCAGUCACCACUGGACCUAAUGGUCAGGGGUCCUUUUACCUUUAUCUAUGCAGUAAUUAAUACAUGACUGCAUACUCUCAGUGUAUAUUUCUAUGUAUAUCUCUGUAUUACACAGACGAUGAUGCAGCCCAGCACCAAAAACAUGCUAAAAUCCAUUGUAGUCCCUGCACACUAAGAACAGUGUUCUUGUGUGCACCAGAUUUGGCACUGAAAGAAGUUAGAAGUCAGAGUUUCAUGAAAUGUUACAGGACUAGUAGUCUACUGUCUUCUGUUAAUAGGAAUGUUCUUCAAUAAAUUAAAAUUUUCCACCAGGAACAAUAACGUAUAUUUAUGCAGGUCCCACACAAGGGUUUAAAGUUCCCCAUAAAGGAUUAAUUCAUUUGUUCUAUAAAACUUGGUGUGCCCCCCCCCUGCUGCAUCCUUCUUUUCAACAUGUUUUAAAGAUGAAGGAUUGAAUCGCAGACAUGGAACUUUUUUAAUCAAGUGAAAGUACAUGUCUACAGUUCAUGCAAACAGUUUUAUCCUUACCCUAAUGUAUAAGCAAGUGGUGAGAAAAUACAGAUCUUGCUACUGAAACACCUUAAAGCCAAAUUACAUUUAGCACAAAAAUGAAUGAGGUUUCAAUAUGCAUUUAGAUGACAACACCCUUUGCCGUCUGUCAGAAGAUAGAGAGAGCAGCUGAUUUAAUUAUAUUUAAAAGCGGUGUUUUUCUAAAUUCCUGUUGGGAACUGGUUUGUAAAUAUGCUUGUACAGAAAAAGAGAGAAAAAAGCCCUACUCAAAACGAGAAAUGUUAGUAUAGCCAAAUGAUGGAGAGUUGCUCUUUCACUUUUAUAGACUAUAAUUACUUUCAUACACACAGAUGUUCCAUUCAUUUUCUGUCCUACUUGGAUUACAAUGGUAUGUAGCAGAAUGCAAGUUCAGUGCCAAUUUGUAUAAUUUGGGAUUGAUGGGAUUCAGGUGGCCUUUGGAGCAACGCAGUGUCUGUAAUGGAAUUUUGUACUCUCUCCAAAUCUGCUACUGCUGAACUUGAUAAGCAACAAAAUGGUUUGUGGCAGCUGAAGAGGUUUAGGCGGCGACUAAACACAUGUGUAAUGGAUAAUAAUUUAAAUUAGAUUGCUAUAAGGUUCAUACUGCAUCACACAGCAUCCUUCAGUUCCCUUGUACUUGGGAGAGAGUCCACUGCUGUAAUGUUGAACGUUUGAUUGGUUUGUUCAUUCCCUUGCUUCCUGGGAGUGGGGUGCUGCUGCUUAUGGGGAGGCGGAUUAAGAGGCAAGGUGGAUGCAGUGCUGGGGAAACACAUCUCUUUCUCACUUGGUAAGUGGAAGCAACCCCACUUCCAGGAAGCUUGUGUUGUGGCUCCAUGCCCAGUAGGGGUGAGCUAGAUCUGGGAGGGAGUUGCACCUCUUCUCCUCAGUGCUUUUUCGGAGCUGUCUUUCUCAGUGCAUGAAAAAGAACUGAUAGGGCAUAUAUAAUGUGUCCAGCUUUCUGGAAGAGUUCCCUAAAGGAAAUAAAUGGCUUAUCCUAUAGACUUCUUGGGUGCUAGCAUACCAAGGUGUAUAUAUCCCAGGUUUCCUUAAAAGGUAAAGGACCCCUGACAGUUAAGUCCAGUCGCAGACGACUCUGGGGUUGCGGCGCUCAUCUCGCUUUACAGGCCAUGGGAGCCGUCAUUUGUCCGGAGACAGUUUUCCAGGUCAUGUGGCCAGCAUGACUAAGCCACUUCUGGUGCAACGGAACACCAAAACCAGAGCAGCGCAUGGAAACGCCAUUUCCUUCCUGCCAGAGCAGUACCUAUUUAUCUACUUGCACUUUGACGUGCUUUCAAACUGCUAGGGUGGCAGGAGCUGGGCCCAAGCAACGGGAGCUCACCCUGUCGCGGGGAUUUGAACUGCCAACCUUCUGAUCGGCAAGCCCAAGAGGCUCAGUGGUCUAGACCACAGUGCCACCUGAGUCCCCCAGGUUUCCUUAAUGCCUGCUUGAAACGGAAAAUUGGUUUUUGGUUGUGUCUGUAGUCUCCUGGUAUGACUUGUAAACUGACUCCUUAUGCAAUGUGUCAGUCAGAGGAUGCAGCUGUGCCACUAUGGAAGCUUGUCCCCUUUAUUGAAUGCUGACAAGUCUUCUGCCUUUAACUAUAGCCUGAAAAUAUAGGUUAAAAAUACUGGGCACACAUUACUAUUCAGUGAGACAUUAAAUACACCCUGACUCUAGCUUUGAGUAUUUCAGGAAAAUCAAGCAAAUACCUUUCUAUUUUUGUCUUAAAAGGAAAUACAAGAGAAAUAUUUUAAGGCUCAUGCAUAUGAGCACACAUUUUAGGAGAUAGUUCAUUAAGAAAAAAAGCAAACUUGAAUGCUGAUAAAAAUAGAAUAAAAUAGAGCUCAGUCUAUUACAUGUUCUUGAAGAAAAUUAAGCCUUGAAUUUUUCUCGAGAUCCCUAAGCAGGCUUGAAAUCAGCAUCUGAAAAGUUGACAGGAAUGGUGGAGCCCAUGGUUCUCAGAGGGCCCUCAGCUCCUGCUUGUGGCUUCCUUUUUAAAAAGUUUCCAGCAUUCAAAAGAGAAGUACCAAGUGAUUAAGUUGCAGUCGCUGUGAUUAUCAUUUCCCUGGAGUGCCUCUGGGGCUCUGAUGUCGGACUGAGAAGCAUCCAGGGGAAAUUAAGAUGGCAGCUUCUCACCUGGCAUUCUUUUGGCUAGCUGGGUAGCAUGUUGCUGCCCCACUCAGCAGUGUAUUGGGGGGGGGGCUCACUAGGACACCAUAGCAGGUCUCCUCAAACCUGGCGUCGGCUCUGUCUCUAAGGACCACUUCUAAGGACCAAGAGUCCAGUGUUCCUCAUUACAUUUACAGUUAGCUCUAUAAAAUAAAUUGGAAUGAUUCCCUGCCGUAAGUAUAAACUGAUGCUUUUAUUUUCCUCAACAGAAUGCAAUUGUGUCUCUUAAAGAGCUUUGUGGACUCCCACCAAUUACCAAUCUGAAGCAGUGCAUUUUGACCUUGUCCUCACGCCUUAUGAACAGCGAAAAUGUUCCCUCAGUGGCCCUCUGUAUGAAAGACAACUUCCCCUACCUAGAACCUUUGGGGACAUUGACGGAUGUGCAGAAGAAGGUUCUAGCGGCAUACGACCUGGUAUGGUGUGGUUUUUUUGGUUGUUGUUGUUACCUGGUUUAUAUUGGAAAUAACAUGAGCCAAAUCUGUUUCUCAGAGACUUUCAUAUUGGCUUAUGCCUUGUGUUUCCCCAAACUCAACUUUAUUUGUUUGUUUGUUUAUAUUGAAUUUAUAUAAAAAUAAACAUCAGCAUCAAGCCUUUUAAGACGAUCAAUGCCUUUCCCUGUGUAGCAUCUUCUACCUUUCCCAAAUAGGAUAGAGGAGCAUCUUGACAACCACUGGUCUGUAUUGGUAUCUGUCCUGUUAUAUAUACAAAAUGGAUUUAAUGUUUUCCACUUGGAAAUAAAUAUUUUUCUCCCAGUUGCCAGAAGCGUCAGAUAACCAUGUUAGUACACAAAUGGGGCAGAAGAUGUGUGAUAGGGAGAUGUGAGAAGAAAGCAUAAUUAAUUAUUUAAACUUAUUAAUCAGUUUUUUAACAAAACAAACUCAAAGUGACUUACAACAAUAAAUCAAUUAAACAUAAAUUUAACCAGGAUAAUAAUAAUAAAAAAGAGGAAAAUCUAAAACGCAUUCAUCUUUUCAAAAGGCAGCACUAAAAGGUCCCACUCACUGAAGGAGGCCACGGAUAAUUGAAAGGGAAAGGCCUAGCAGAAAAGAAAUGUUUUUGCCUGAUGCUAAAAAAGAUAUUCAAAGGUGGCGACAGGCGACUCUCCAUGGGGAGUAGGCCUGGGUGAUAUAUUGAUAUAUUGCCCAGGACCGGUAUGAGGGGCAGACUGUGAUGGUGGUUUCACUCAGUGGUAUAUUGCUAGUGAAACCAUUACCACUCCUGAUUCUCUCCAUCUCCUGCAUCUGGCUGCUGGAGACAGAGGGACUCAGAGCUGCGGCGGUUUCACCAGCGAUAUACCGCUGAGUGAAACUGCUAUCGCAGUCUGCCCCUCAUGCCAGCACAGAGUGAGAGUCAAGCUGUAUCAGCAAGGCUCUGAUAAAGCUUAUUCCUCCCUCCUUUUCUUUAAACUGCUUGGCUGAGGAGUGCAUGGCUGGCCUCACCUCAGCCAAGCAGUUUUGCGGAGCCCCCAACUUGCCACUGGCUCACACUGGCUUGCACUGGCUUUUGAGAUUAGCUAUGUAGUUCUUAGGCUUAGGAACUUGAGCCAGUAUAUGGUAGGAUUUUAGUGGGUGUUAUUACUGAGGUCCAGCGCUGAGGGCCUUCUGGCGGUUCCCUCAUUGCAAGAAGCAAAGCUACAGGGAACCAGAGAGAGGGCCUUCUCGGUAGUGGCACCCGCCCUGUGGAAUGCCCUUCCAUCAGAUGUCAAAGAGAUAAACAACUACCUGACAUUCAGAAGACAUCUUAAGGCAGUCCUAUUUAGGGACGUUUUUAAUGUGUGACAUUUUAAUGUAUUUUUAAUCUUUGUUGGAAACCGCCCAGAGUGGCUGGGGUACAAAUAAAUUAUUAUUAUUAUUAUUAUUAUUAUUAUUAUUAUUAAGAUUUGUAUACCAUCCUAUAUCUACAGAUCUCAGGGUGGUUCACAGGAUAAAAUCACAAUAUAAAAACAGAAAAUACAUAAUCAAAAUAAAAACAAGAACAACCCAAUAAUCCUGAUUCCUGAAUUUAAGAGACAUGUACCUGAAUAUGGAAAUGAUGGUAUUGAUACCUGGGUUAGGGUGUAAAUCUUUUAAUAGGUGUCCUUUAAAAUCAGUGACCCACGGAUCUUGCAGCUUGAUUCAGUGCAGGUUUAGUCAGAAGUUAGCCCCAUUUUGUUCAGUGGGGUCGACUGACUAGUAAAUAACAUGUAGAGAACUAUAGCCUAAUGAUGUAUUUGCUUGAAAGUAAACCACACCAACAGAAAUUGGUUUUGUUUCUGAGCAAAACUCAUAUUGGAUUGGACUGCAAGUGUGUGUGUGUUUGUGUGUGUGUAAUUUCUCAUUAAAUACAUUAUAAUACACUUUCUGAGUGAUUGAGAUUUGUGUGUAUUUGUAAAGUAGUCAUGUGAAUACAUUUUUGAAGGAAAUUUGUCUACGUGGCAGUGCGUGUUUAGUGGUGCAUGAAAUGCUCCGAUAUUUCACACAAAGCAGAUGCAGUUGCCCAGAGACCCUUAGUAAUUAUCUUUCUAACAAUUAACUGCCUGUUUUAUUGGCUUUAUCCCGUAUAAACAGACAAAGAGCGUUUGUCUGAUUCUCAUUUUUCUUUCUCUUGACAACUAUAUGCCUCACCACUGAUGGCUGCCGUGCCGCCUUUAGAACUGGACAUACAAGUCACCUUAAGUCAAAAUGCUUAAACUGUAAACUGAUCUUUGUUUUUAUUUAAUAAUCCCAUAUACAGUCUUGCCCACAGACCAUUCGAUUAAAUGGUCUAGUGCAGGUGUGGCAAAUCUUUUUGAGAGAGAGAGAGAGAGAGAGAGAGAGAGAGAGAGAGAGAGAGUCUAUAUGUCUAUGUCUAUAUCUAUAUCUAUAUCAUCUAUAUCUAUAUUUAUAUCUAUAUCUAUAUCUAUAAUCUAUAAGCUACACACACACAGAUAUGUAGUCAACUUCUGGGUGCCACAGAAAAACCUUUCAGUAGGUCUGCUCUGGGUAAAAGUUCCUCAUUAUGAAAGUGUUGGGGCUUUGGUUGUAAAACUUCACACAAUGCACAUUGCUUUUGCUUUGAUGUCUGCUGGAUUGUGUUUGCAUGGAAUGUCACUAAGCAAGAAUUGGGGAUGCCUUUUAGAUGUUUAAAGGAGUGCACUGUCCACUUUCCCUCCCAAUAACUGCAUAAUUUAAUAAACAUUCUUUAAGGGUUACUUUUGUUUUGUUUUUUGGUAUUCACAGUUAUUUGAGAUCCUGUGCUUCCCCACUGUGCAAACUCAGUACUGGUGCUUCCAUUCAGCAUUAUUUAAAAAGGAGACAAAGUGUAGCAUGACUCCCCCUCCCCCAUGAAGUAUUGUGAAGCUUGAUUUUUUACUUUAACUAUGAUUAAUUCUUUGGAGGCUCUGCACUCCCGGUCUUCUCAGUGAUAAAAAUCACAGUUGUCCCUGCUUUUAAAUGAGAGCUGGGUGGAAACAGCAUCAUGUCGGCUCUCCCCUUAUUCUUCAUCCGUUGUGUGGGAAUGGGAAAUGGUGGGCCCUAGACUCUUACCUUACACUUGAUGCUCACAAAUGCGUCACCUAACAGUUGGAUGAAACAUUUGGCAGCAUCAUGAAAGAGAUAAGACGCAGUUGAUUGAUGAAUGCCAUGGAGGUUCACGUGGAAGGCCUGCUGAUUUCAGAGAAACAACUCCAAAGUUAAGUAUGUGCAUGAUUGCAACUGGAGAGACAGCUUUGCUCGUUUGGAAGUACCCAAGGCAUUGAUGUCCUUAAGCUUGUAAUUGUCUGUCUCCUGCCUUCAUUUCCUCCUGACAUUGUAUCUUGCAUUUCCCCCUGUCUGUCAAGAUAAUGCCUAAUUGACAUAAACUGUUCAUUGAAUCUCCCUUAUCAUUUUUUUCUGUUACAAAAUGGGGAGCGUUUUAGAGGAGUGAAUGAAUAAGGGCUUUUUGACAUAGGGAUUCUGGCCUGAGAGGCAAAGCUGGUAAAAGCAACUUUUCUUGUUUUAUUUUCCCUGACAGAUGAUUCAAGAAAGCAGAUUCCUUAUAGAAACAUCAGAUGCUGUUUACGACAAGAUAGUUCAGUGCCAGAAAGCAGGUAACCCUCUUUCAGUUUUAAAUAUACCCAAGAGACUUCCUUGGCAAUAAUCAUCCCAAAUAUUUUUCCAUUCUAGCUCUUGCCCAUUAAGGAUACAAUAUCCCUCCUUGCUGCAGGAGGUGGGAGCAGGGUUGUGCUGAUGGGGACUUGUGGGAGUUGUAGUCCAAAGAUUAGGGUCCAACUACACUGGCUAUCAAUUAGUUUCGGGGCCCAAUUGAAAGUGCUGGUUUUGACCUAUAAAGCCUUAAACGGCUCAGGACCGCAAUAGCUCAAGGACUCCCACUUCUUCCCAUAUGAACCUACCUGGACCCUGAGAUCAUCUUCUGAGGCCUUCCUUCGUGUGCCUCCUUAAGAGGUCCAGAGGGUGGCAACAGGAGAACAGGCCUUCUCUGCAGUGGCUCCCUGUCUGUGGAAUGCUCUCCCCAGGGAAGGUCGCCUGGCACCUUCAUUAUACAUCUUUAGGUGCCAGGAAAAACGUUCCUUUUUAAUUAGGCCUUUGGUUGAUCUGAUUGACAUCCUAUACCCUUUUAAAAUGCUGCUCUUUUGUUGUGUGUGUGUGUUAUUGGGUUGUUGUUUUUAUUUUGAUUGUAUAUAUAUUGUUGUUUUUAUGUUGAUCUUUUCUGUGAACUGCCCUGAGACCUCCAGGUACAGGGUGGUAAAGAGAAAGGAACCCCUGACCAUUAGGUCCAGUCGUGACCGACUCUGGGGUUGUGGCGCUCAUCUCGCUUUAUUGGCCGAGGGAGCCGGCAUACAGCUUCCGGGGCAUGUGGCCAGCAUGACUAAGCCGCUUCUGGCGAACCAGAGCAGUGCACGGAAACGCCAUUUACCUUCCUGCCGGAGCGGUACCUAUUUAUCUACUUGCACUUCGUGCUUUUGAACUGCUAGGUUGGCAGGAGCAGGGACCGAGCAAUGGGAGCUCACCCCAUUGCAGGGAUUCAAACCACUGACUUUCUGAUCAGCAAGCCCUAGGGUCUGUGGUUUAACCCACAGCGCCCCCCGCAUCCAUAUAAAUUCUAAUAAUAAUAAUAAUAAUGGGGGAGGCUGUUAUUGGGGAGCUAGUCCAACAUCAUCUUCUCACAGUGACCAACCAGAAUGCCCAUGGGAUCGUCCAUUCAUAGCACUGCCCCCUCUCUCAUUGAACAGGUCAGAUAUGGUCUGUAAUACUGGAGAGGGGACACAGAGGUUUUAAGAAAUUAAAUGCCAAAAGAGUUUAAAAAGGAACGUUCGGAAAAUGGCAGGGCAGGUUUUUUUUCACAUCAUGAAAGGUGGCACGAGUGCUCUCAUACCCCCAGGGUUCCUGUGGUAACAUUAGAGACCCAUGUGGUGGUGCAGUGGGGGACCAGCACUGCGCUCCUUGUUUCGGACACAUCACAUCACUGGAAUUUAGCAGAGGGGAAGUGGCAUGGAGAGCUCAGGACUGUGCUGACACAGCAUGGCCGAGCCAAUCUGAUACUCUUGCCAUUGCCCAACUGGACAGCUCUGAGCAAUCCACACCUCCCCGCUCCCCUUCUUGGUCUGGGAAGUGCCAGCGAUGGGCUGCUCUCCGAAGCCAGGAGAACAGCAGUGCCCCGAGUACUACUGUGUUGUACAGGAGGAAAAACCUCUGAAAUAGUAUCCGAGUGUGUAAAAGCAGCUACUUAAGCUGUGCAGUUUAAGCCCCUGCCCUCCCUACAAGCAUGCACUAAGGUCUCUUUCACUGAAAUCAAUGAGACGGGAGCAUUUAACUACGGCUGUUUGAUCCAUUAUCCUUGCAUUGAACUAAUUGUCCGGAAAGGUACAGCUUUUUAUGAUGGCAGAAAGUACAGUCAUAAAAUAAGUGGGCAGGGUGCGGGAUUACUUUUGUCAAACAGGCAUCCUAGGAUUGGUAAAUGGUUAGGGUGGUUGUCACUUUGUCUACAAAUGGGAGGGCUUACAAAGCAAGGCUUUUAACUAAUGCCACAAGUUCUGAGCAAAUUUACAUUAAAAAAGAAAGCAUCAAAAUUACUUCCAGUAAACGCCAUACAUCCUGACGUGUGAGAUUUGACGUAUGAUAUUCUUUCUGGAAGGGGGUGACUUGCGAUUACGCUGAGAUGAACAGCCUGCGGUUUUUUAUAAGCGCAAGCUCCACUUGCGCAUGGUGGGCCAGUUCUGGAUCCAGCUCUUUGUCGCGAUUCAGUUCCCCACCCCUGCCGUAAUAUGGCCAUCAGUGCAAACUCUCCCAGGGUAGCUCAUAACCUACAUCUCCCAUACAAGUUUAUCUUCUUGCUCCAGACUCAAAACCCCUGGAGCAAAGCAGAGCACAAGACGAUGUAGGUUAUAUGAUCUGUCUUGGGGAAGUUUGUAUUGAUGGUUGUAUUCAAGAAUAACAGCAGUCCAAGAUGAAACGUGCACAAUAAUAUAUAGUAGCCCACAGAACAUCUUAUAAUCUCAAAGUAUCAUAUCCUAGAGAGCAUCUUCCGGCCUUAAAGCAUCAUUAUCCAUAUCACAGCGCCUUAUUCAAUUUGUUUAAAGUUUCAUUGUCAAAAUCAUUGAUUGUAAGAAGAAGAAAUAGAACAAGGUCGGCUGUGUGAUCCAUAAAUUUCAGACAUAUGAGCAUCAUAAGAAUAAAACCAAUUUAAUUGGAUAUUUUUCCAGCUGGAAGAAAAUGUGUUUAUUUUCAUUGUUCCUAAACCUCUUUUCAGGUUUUUUUUGUGUGUGUUUGUAUUGUUUUUGAAACAAUUUUCUCCAUUUUUAUGAUAUGACUGAAAAUCGCCUUUAGUCAUGUGUUAAAGGUGAUUCAUAAAUGAAUAAUAAAUUUGGUGGGUGGGAUAACAGUCUGAUAGGCGUUUAACAGCUGGUGUAGUACACAUUCACUUCAUGCGUUCUGAGUUAUAGAGGAAAAUCCAAAGGGUUCUGUGGACUGCUCUCUAAUCCAGGCAUCCCCAAACUCAGCUCACCAGCUGUUUUGGGACUACAAUUCCCAUCAUCCCUGACCAGUGGUCCUGUUAGCUAGGGAUGAUGGGAGUUGUAGUCCCAAAACAGCUGGAGGGCCGAGUUUGGGGGUGCCUGCUCUAAUCCCUCAGCCUCACAGCCAGUGCCUUAGGUCACAAGCAAUACUAUUCAUUCAUUCAUUUGAAAUGUUUAUAGCCCACUCUUCACUUGAAGGUCCCAGGGUGGGAUUAAAGUACCUUCCCGCUACAACUGCAGAAGGCAUUUGAUGAAGUCUUAAGGACAGGAGGAGUUUUCCUUAGCAUGGACUGGUUAAAUAAUUUUUCGAAACCAUGUUGGUGUUUAAAUACGGCAAACCAUAGUGUUACUGUAGUAUGAGCCAAGCAGGCUAAGUAAGUUUUUCUGUGAGCAUCUCUUAGCUCUGCUUUUGAAUCUGACAACAAAGAUUCUCACUUGGGGGUAGGGAGCCAACGGUCAAACCAAAGUGGUGAAUGUUUUGUUCUGCCAAUUGUAUCUAGAUGACCCAAAGCCUUACUCCUUCUGUGAGUGUGUGCACGCAUGUCAUCUGUUUUAGAGAUUACCUUAAUUACAAAGUAUCAUCAGCUUAAUUAAAUUGAUUUUAGAAGUAAUCUAGUUAAAGCAGCACAAACCUCAGUAACAGUCUUGCUUACUUCGUUAAAACCUUGUUUAAACAGAGCUUAUUCCAUUUAGUAACUGGAUUAAUAUUACUAAAGCAACUGAAUGAGAUGAAGCCCAUAUAACUAAGGCUCGAAUUGGUUUAACUGCAUUCAAUAUUUUUUCCACUGACGCAGCCAAAUUAAGGUAAUUGUGUUAUUUUGCUACAGCCUAUCUGCGUUUAAUUCUUUGCAGCUAGGUCCAAGGUCCUCUACUUGUACAAAAACAUACAAACAAAUAAAUAAACAUUUCUUUCUCUGAGAAGAACAAUCACAUUACUGUGCACAGGGGAAUUGCCGACAGCACAGCUAACUGGGGCUAUACAUCUUCAUCAUGAUAAUUCUGGUGCCUUUUCAGCAGUGUGUUCUGUUUUACUAGAUACACUGCUUGUGCCUAUGGAUGCAAGCCAGAGUUGGUUGCCCUAUUCACAGAUGCUCAUAUUCCCUACCUGGAGCAUUCCCAUGGCAGCAUACCUUUGACUACUAGUUGCUGGGAAUCUCAGGUGGGGAGGGUGCUGUUCUGUGAGAGCAGAGUGCUGGACUAGGUGGGCUUUGGUCUGAUAAUAAUAAUAAUGAUAAUAAUUUAUUAUUUAUACCCCGCCCAUCUGGCUGGGCCUCCCCAGCCACUCUGGGCGGCUUCCAUAGAAACCAAAAAUACAGUAAAAUAUCACACGUUAAAAAAACAUGGCUCAUCUUAUGGCAGAGGAAAUACCAUAUUUUUCCAUGUAUAACACGCUCCCGUGUAUAAGAUGCCCCUGUUUUUGGGGGGACUCCAAAUUAAGAAAAUGGGGGGGGGGGAGAUUGCCCAGAGUUGUUGAGCUUUUUCGGGGGGAGGAUUGCAGAAAAUCGCUCUCACCCAUCUGACCUAUUCUGACACUCGCACGCGUCACAAGAACCACCUAUCGUCUGUCCCCUCGACAGCAGAAGCCACCAAUCACCAGCCCAAUUGCUGCAGCGACAUCCAAUCAACACCAGACCUUGCCACGGCCACCAAUAACACGCCUAAUAGCCGCUGACAAUCUCCAGCUCGUCUUAUACACAGAAAAAUACGGUAACAAACAGGGGGUCUAUAGGAGUAUACAUUGGACUGAGACCAAUUUCCUUAUACAGAGUGGUCCAACAGGUGCAGCCCUCUUAUGAGGAACUUAACAUAUGAACUGAUGGGCGGCCAUAACUCCCUCGGCCGGAUUAUUUAUUUACUUAAUAAAUUUGUUAGUCGCUUUAUCUUGCCCAAGGCAACCCAAAGUGGCAGACAGGCAGACAAAAAACUCCACAUAGGUACAUUAAAACCAAGGGGGAGAUACAUUAAACACCUCCCACCCACUUCUAAAAGGCCACAGAUGACGGCCAAAAGCUUGGUUUUAGAGAAAGUUUUUUGCCUGGUACCUAAAGAUAUAUAAGGAUGAUACCAGGCGAGCCUCCCUGGGAAGAGCAUUCCACAAACAGGGGGCCACUGCAGAAAAGACCCUUUUUUUGUAUUGCCACCCUUCACACCUUUUGUGGAAGGAGAACAUGAAGAAGGGUCUCAGAUGAUUUUUGCAGAGUCUGGGUUGGUUCAUAUGGGGAUAGGCAGUGCUUGAGGUAUUGAUGUCCUGAGCCAUUUAAAGCUUUAUAGGUCAAAACCAGCACUUUGAAUUGGAUCCGGAAACUAACUGGCAUCCAGUGCAGUAAGUCAUGGAUUGGUGUUAUAUGCUCAAACCAUCUUGCAUCCUGGCCACUGAAUUCUGCAGCAGCUGAAGUUUCCGAGCCAUCUUCAGAGGCAGCUCCCUGUUGCAAUAACCAUUUGUAUGGGAGUGUGGCUUUGCCCACUGUGCUCACCUAAAUUGCCCCAAGGAGCCUGCCUCUUCCAUGCGGUAGUGGCCCAGGUACUGCUUUGAGGUGCAUGCUUUAGUGAGUAUGAACCAGAACUAAAUGUUAAGUUACUGCUCAUGGUUAACAGUAAGCAUCUCCGGGAUAUCCUUCCUCAAAUUCCCUUUGGAAUAUUCUCAGGAGGAGUUGAGAAGAGGCUUGGAGAAACAUUGCCUGCCAUGGUUUUGUUUGUUGUUUUUGCCACUAUUCCUUUGCUACCUCUUUGACCAUGUGGGAUGCGGGUGGCGCUGUGGUCUAAACCACUGAGCCUCUCGGCUUGCCGAUCAAAAGGUUGGCGGUUCAAAUCCCCGUGACAGGGUGAGCUCUCGUUGCUGGGUCCCUGUUCCUGCCAACCUAGCAGUUCAAAAGCACACCAGUGCAAGUAGAUAAAUAGGUACCACUGUGGCGGGAAGGUAAACGGCGUUUCCGUGCGCUCUGGUUUCUGUCAUGGUGUCCCGUUGUGUCAGAAGCGGUUUGGUCAUGCUGGCCACCUGACCCGGAAAGCUUUCUUUGGACAAACGCUGGCUCCCUCGGCCUGAAAGCGAGAUGAGCACCACAACCCCAUAGUCACCUUUGGCUGGACUUAACCGUCCAUGGGUCCUUUACCUUUUUACCUUCAUUGACCAUGUGGAAACAGUAUGAUUCAUGGAUGCUUUGUUGCUAUAAUGAAUUAUAUAUUUCGCUAGGAUGCAAGGCUGCACGCUUCCUCUGCUAAGAGCUCCACUGAAUGCAGUGGAAAUUGCAAUUCCACAGGAUUGCAUAACCACCCCUGUUUCGACACGCAGCCUGGGGAAAAUGUCUUGGAUUACAUCUUCCCUGAACUUUGACCAACUUUGCUGACUGGGUCUGAUGAGAGUUGUAGCCCCAAACAUCUGGAUGGCAUGAGGAGGAUGGUGGACAUAUACUGUGUAUAUAAAUCCUCAUGGGGCACAGUGAACCCAUAAAUGUGGGUUGUUGUUGUUUAAAUAUGCAACUGCAUUUCCCUCAAUGUCUUGUCCUUUGUUCAUGUGCCAAAUAUAUUGUUAGGAAUGGAACUGCAUGAAGAGCUUCAUGACCUGGGAACAAAGGAAGGCUUGAAAGGAAGGAAGCUCAGCAAAGCCAUUGAGAGUUUUGCAUGGGAUAUCACUGUGUUAAAGGUAAGUACAAAAGUGACACAUUUCCUUCUCUAGAGAAUCUAGGUCUGAAACUUCUGCUUACAUCUAGCAGGAAAAGAAUAUUGAAUAUUAACAUGAUGGCAGGAAAAUGCUGAUGUGUGACAAUCAUAAAGAAGAGGAGCAUUUCAUUACAUUAAGAGAUUAAAGCAAUCCUUAGUCAAAUAAAAUUUAGUAAGAUUGGUUGUAAGCAUUUUAUAGUCUGUGGAGUUCUUUGGUUUUUCUUUGGCUUCAGGGGACAGCCAAAAGUAGAUUUGUCCUUUCUGUGAGACAGAAUUUAUUCCAGUUGCUGGGGAUUGCUGGUAGGCAGACUGCUGUUGUGUUCAUGUCCUGAUUACAAGCUUCCCUUAGGCUGGACUAGAUGGGCCAUUGGACUGAACCAGCUGGCUAAUCUUAUGUUCUUAAAAUGACUACAGGUUAUAUCCAAAGUAGCACUAUGUCAUGGUCCUUUUGGCAUAAGGUUUUCUACUAGCACAGUGCAACUUGUCGUUGCUCAUCAAAAGAGUGCAUGUUGUAAAGAGUAAAGAUCCAGACUAAGGCUUUGUCCCUAUGCACAUUUACCUGAUAAUAAGACCAAUUGAAAACCAGUGGGACUUACUUUUGAGUUGACAUGACUAGGAUUGUCCUGUAAGUCAGUUGUACUUUUGCUCUAUUAAAGUCCAAUAGGGCUUAAGUUAGUCUCAUGGUUCCAUUGGUUUCAGUUGGAUUAAAUCUUGAGUAACCUAAUCUAGAUUCAGAGCAUCAUAUUUAGUUCUAGGUGUCUCCCAGUUAGAAAUGUUCCCUGGGAGCAGGAUUUGGAAAGAUCUGUGCUUGUGAGAGCUCCUGUCAGCUGGUGUAUAAGCCAACUUGGUUUCAUUCAACAUAAGGCGGUGUUGUAUAAAUGCCAGAGCAUAUUAAAAUAAUUUGAUUAAGAUUUUUAAAAACAACAACAACAAAGUAGCAUUUUAUUUCCAGAAAUCUAGUGAUAGAUUUGGAAGUGAGUUGGGAACAUAAAGUGUGUAGGCUGUCUUGUGGAAAUGCCAACAAACGGGAUCUGAACAUAGGGAUGGAUGAAUCUGCCAAUUUUGCUUUCUCUUGGUUUUUCAUUUUUUCCAAUCUUCACCAAUUUCCUCAUCAGUUUGCAGUUAACGCCCCCUCCCUAAAAUAACCGUCCCCAUGAAAAUUCAGUAUUUUAAUCCACAUUUAUCCUAAUGUACAUAUACUUGUAUGCAAUUUUGCAAAAUAUACAUUUUUGCAAGCCAUUUCCCCUAAUAUAAUGCAUAUUUGCAUGCUAUUAUACAUUUUUUGCUGGAGAACUACAUCACAACAUUCAGGGAAGCUUCAAUUCCAAAAGCAGUUGCAUUUCGGUUUCCAUAUUGUUUUGUGAUGUUUGACUAAGGAAGAUUCCAUUAAAAUGUGAACCAAACUAGACUCUCUCCCUCCCAUCCCUAUUUGAGGGUGCCAAUGAAUGUGGGGGUAUCUUCUUAUUCAGACCUAAAUCCAGUUUAGCUAAUAAGAUUAAUACAUUGAAUGAUCUGGCCACAUUCCACCGUGUGGGAGAUGUCAGAUUCUAGGUAACCUCUACUGAGCACCAGGAACUGUUGACUCCACAGAUAACAAAUGUCUUCACUCAUUGCAAGAGGCAUCUUGUUGUUCAGUCCUGACUCAUUAUUUCAUGAAUCGCUUAAAGAACCAUGCCUCCACCCAUACUGGCAGCCAGUUGUAUCUUUUCUGUAGUGUUCCCUGAGCAAGAUAAAGGUUUGCGAGAUAGAAAGACUGAAUUUUGAAACUGUAGGAUAAAUAGAAAAAAUUGCAAACUAGUCCCUGGUUCAACAAUUAAUGUUUUCAGCUUUAAUAUAGAACUAGAAAAAUUGAAGCAAGGCAAAAAGAACUAUCUAGUUCUAUGAACUAGGAAAGUAUAUGGGCAGCAGAGAUGGAGAGUACAGGACAAGCUAUUCUAUGGACAACCAUUUUAGAGAAAGAAUAUAUCCAAUAGUUAAUUUUUAAUUUUUAAAAAAGUUUCUCCCCUCUCUCAACAAGCCCAUGUACUGUAGAUGAUUAGAAUUGCAUUCUAACACCCUGUGAACACCAUUCUGCUGAUAAAAAGAAUGUGCAGUGUGAAGAAAUGCUUUAUUUUGUCCGUCCUGAAUCUAUCAACAUCCAUCUUCAUUGGAAGUCCCCGAGUUCUAGGGUUAUGAGAGAGGGAGAAAUACAAUAUCCUCUUUGAGGUAAGGCGACUCAAACUGUCCACAACAUGGGUAGGCAAACUAAGGCCCGGGGGCCGGAUCCAGCCCAAUCACCUUCUAAAUCGGUGCUGGAAUCAGCAUGUUUUUACAGAUGUAGAAUGUGCCCUUUUAUUUAAAAUGCAUCUCUGGGUUAUUUGUGGGGCCUGCCUGGUGUAUUUGCAUGAGUAGAAUGUGCCCUUUUAUUUAAAAUGCAUCUCUGGGUUAUUUGUGGGGCACAGGAAUUCGGUUUGCUGACCCCUGGUCCACAGUAUUCCAUGUGUAACUGCACCAUGUUGUUGUUUAGUCGAUUGGUCGUGUCUGACUCUUCGUGACCCCAUGGACCAGAGCACGCCAGGCACUCCUGUCUUCCACUGCCUCCCGAAGUUUGGUCAAACUCAUGCUGGUAGCUUCGAAAACACUGUCCAACCAUCUCGUCCUCUGUUGUUCCCUUCUCCUUGUGCCCUCCAUCUUUCCCAACAUCAGGGUCUUUUCCAGGGAGUCUUCUCUUCUCAUGAGGUGGCCAAAGUACUGCAGUCUCAGCUUCACGAUCUGUCCUUCCAGUGAGCACUCAGGGCUGAUUUCCUUAAGAAUGGAUAGGUUUGAUCUUCUUGCAGUCCAUGGGACUCUCAAGAGUCUCCUCCAGCACCAUAAUUCAAAAGUAUCAAUUCUUCGGCGAUCAGCCUUCUUUAUGGUCCAGCUCUCACUUCCAUACAUCACUACUGGGAAAACCAUAGCUUUAACUAUACUGGCCUAUGUUGGAAAGGUGAUGUCUCUGCACCAUAGAUUUGUAUAAUGGCAUUAUGUCAUUGGCAGUUUUAUUUUCAAUUGUUUCCUAAUGCUGCCCAGCAUGCAUGGCAUUUGUCUUUUUCACAGCUGCCAUAUAUCAUUGAGCUAUCCAUUGCAACCACAAGGUCACGUUGCUGCCAAUUCAGACCCCUUGAGUGUAGAUGUGAAAUCAGGGUUUAUUUGCCCAGUGUGCAUACCUUUACACUUGAUUGCAUUGCCUUAUAUAGAAACCAGCUCUGCGGUAUUGUAACAAGCAGAUUACUUACAAACUCAUUUAUUAUUACCCUCUGUCAUUCCUAGCAGAGCAGGGUUGUGGCACCCAAACAUCCACCUUUGGCAGUGAUACUCCAGUGGAGCAAAACACAGCUCACUGCAGAGAUAAAAACUAGGAUGUGUUUGUUUUUUCAUUUCAGAAAUAUUCCAGAACCGCAGUGAAUUAUCUGUUCACCCCGUCUUCAUUUACACUAUAGUUAGCAUCUCUCUGAAGUGCAAUAUUUUUCUUCCUUUUAGGCAAAAAAAGGCCGCAACUGACAAUGUUAUUUGAAUUAUUCAUAAGCAGACAGAUCCUAAUGAAGAGCUCAUUUCAUACAAGCAGAAGGCUUUGCUGGUCCCUGUACUGUAAUAAACUAAAUUUUACAAUAAUAAUCCAGAAGCCACCAGACCAUAUUAAAUAUGUUUAUGUCCCCCCCCCCCCGCCCGCCCUGCUCCAUGGAUGAUUUAGAUCUAGUGGUUUUUGACAUAGGGAGGUGAACAUGGAUGACUGAUAGUGUCUUGACCCUAGGGAAUAGUCCUACUGCCUCUCCUGCCCGUGCCCCUCUGUACCCAACACUGAUUUUUUUGCCUGAGGCCAAUUAGGCUAGGCCAGAUUCUGGCAGUGGAUUUUAAAUUGUCUCUUUUAAAGAUUUGUAAAACCAAGUCAAUUGUUAUUAGAUUUGUAGAGCCCUAUUGUAUCCUUGUUUUCUGCUGACGCACUUUAUCAACGCCCCCAUGAGAGUUGCUUUUUGCUUGUUGACAGCACUAGGUUUUGCAUUUCUUAUACGAGGCUAAAAAUAGUUUUUUCCUGCAUGAUCCUAUUCAUGUACAAGACAGUGUUCUUAAUGGGCUUUGACUUGAUUGUUAUUUAGCAAUGGAAACUUCUUAGUGAACUCUACCAUAAUUUCAGGGUAGCAUCGUUGUAAUCCCAAUCUUUCCCAGGUGGUAGUUAAUCAACCCGCUUUCCCCAUGUCUCCUGGCUGCCAGCUUUUGUGUUGGAAAACAGCCACCCCAGGGGAUGAUGUAGUAAGUGUUGUCAAGCAAGUAGGAUCUGCUUCCAGUUUUUUCAAAGAAUGUGAGAUCUUCAGGUCAGUGGUUCUUUUUAUUUAGUGCUUUGUUUCCAAGCAUUUCACAACAGGAAUAUCUCCUCCCCACUCAAUUUUCCAAAGCGUUUUCUUUAAGCAUCAAUUUUAUCAUUAAGUUGUAAGCUGAAUACUUUUUUUUUUUUUUUGCAGAAAUCUUUACUUCUUUGUAAUAAAUACUUGAUUUGAAGAACCCUGCUUUAGAAAGUAGGUAGCUUUGGUCUUAGACAUUGAGAGUUGUGAUAUUUGGAAAUAAGAUGAUUGCAUGAUGCAUUAUACCAGUGAUAAGAAAACUCUGGCUGGUGGGCCUAACUAAACCUGACAGACUUUGGAAUUUGACCCAACAGGCUAUUUUGGGCAAACCACAGCCACCUGUAUGACAAAUUGAGGUUGCACAAUUAAAGUUGAUUUGGAGUUCUUGUGCAACAAGGCUGCUUCCAAAAAUUUGACUUUUUAUGAUAACAAACGUGACAGACAAAUGCACUUGAAAGUACCGGAUAACAUUUGCUGGAUACAAAGUCAUCUAAUCUCUCUGCAAACAAAUCAGAAUAGAGUGCUCAGUAAACAGGUCGUCUACAAGUGACCCCAAGUUCAUUCCCCACUUACUGGGUGACCUUGGGCCAGUCAGCAAAAUCUGCCAAACCUAUCUCAUUAGGAUUUUUCUGAGGACAAAAUGAAGUUUUACCUCGAGCUCCUUGAAGGAAAUAUUGGAUGUAAAUUAGCAAAUAAAAUAAAAUAAACAAAAAUUGAAGCUAGGUAAACAACAACAGAAGCAGUUACCUUUCAUUUGCCCUGGCAAUAAAUAAUAAUAAUUAUUAUUUUAUAAAACAUUUAGGAAACACCUGAAGGCAGCCCUUUAUAGGGAAGCUGUUUAAGGUUUAAUGUUUUACUGUGUUUUUAUAUAUUCUGGAAGCCGCCUAGAGUGGCUGGGGCAACCCAGUCAGAUGGGCGGGGUACAAAUAAUAAAUUAUUAUUGUUAUUAUUUUAAACUCUGUGUUUUCACAGGUUGUUUGUUUCCUGCUUUUAGAAUUUUAACUAGACUUUUUUUAUUUGCAGCUGUGGGUUUUUUCUAGUGCUUUCCCCCUCUGUUGUUGAUAUGAUAUAUGUAUUUGUCACUUUCACACUUAACCCUUUUAGACGUACACACUUAAACUAUAUUGCGUGUGCUCUUAAACAUGAAAUGUGUGUGACCCUUUGGCUGUGCUCUUGGAAGCAAAUUGCUCUUGAGAUCCAUAGGAGAUAACUUCCAAGUUAAAUGGGUUAAGGAUUGGAAUAUAGGCAACAUCUGUCUCAGAAUCAGUUGCACUGUUGACUUUCCGGCGGUAACAAGGAUUUAUGUUAGCCAUUAAUUUCAGUAGCUAUGACUUUGUACACAGAACACGAGCAGAGCUGUUGAGUGUAAAAGGAAUACUGCUUACAUAGAAAGUUCUCAGAGGGGUGCUUCAGAUUAUUUAAUCUCCUAGUGGAAAAUGAGGCAGCUGCAGCCUCCUUGAUAGAAGAGGACUGCUUUCCAAAGAGCAUGGGGCUGUCGUUUUUAUACUUCCAGUCCUCUUGAAUAUACUACCUGUAUAUCUUGGGAGUAUAUCCUGCACAUGGUUGUCCCUCUAUUUGAAAUGAUGACAUUUUUAACUAGGGCAUGAACAUCAAAGCUUUGCUCCUGCAGAGCACUAAUUAAAGGAAGCAAGGCAAGGUGGCAGAAAGGAAUGCUGUUCAUUUACAUCAGUUUAAAGGCUACAGUUGGCAUAGAAAAGCCUGCACAAUCCAGGCUGCAAAUAUAUAACUUUAAAGUAUGUGGAGAGUUCCUGGUGAAAUCUCAGAAUAUGAUGACCAGUAUUAUGCGGGGCACUAGUGAGUAAGCUCCUUCACCCAUCAACAUGACUGGCAAGAUAAAUGGUGCAGAAUGGGCAGUCAUACGGAUUUGCCCAAAUUGCAUCAUUUAUAUAUUCGAGAAAAGACUUUUUUUAAAAAGCAUUGUGAUUUCUUCCUGAACGUGGAGUAGAUGCAACUUUGAUGAACAAUAUUUGAUAAUGCUUCUAAGGUGCGUGAGCAGUGAAGAGCAAGAAGCUGUUCUUUGUUAGAUGUGCUUAAUGCAGGGCUCAGCAAACUUAGCGCGCCUUGGGCCGGUGUCUCCAACGCCGAUCGUGCGGAGGGCAGGGGAGCGCGUGCCCAUAUGCGUGCGCACACACUAUUUCCGGCGCACUUCUGGGUCGGAGGAGCACUGGAAAUAGCUUGUGUGCAUGUGCAUGGGCCUCCUCCAACCUGGAUGUGCACAGGAAAUAAUGUGCAUGCACAAAUAAUGCUUGCGCAUGCGCACAAGCUACUUCCGGUGCUCCUCUGACCUGGAAGUAGGCAGCCGCACAGCGCAGCGCCAAUAAGAGUGGGCGGCGGCAGCGGGCGGCGGGGGUUGUCACGGGCUGGAUAAACAAGUCCUUUGGGCCUUAUCCGGCCUGCGAGCCUUAGUUUGGGGACCCCUGGCCUAAUGUUAUUUCAGCCUCUUUUAAACAUGAAAAGCCACCUCUCAAUGCGCAAAGAGAAUAGGAGCGCCAGUGGGGUGUGUGUAUACACAACCCAUUUCCCAAUCUAAAUUACCUACUGGUGGCUCCUGAACCGCAGGGGAGUCCAAAUGUGCAUUUGCCAGUACAGUCGUACCUUGGUUCUCGAACGUAAUCCAUUCCGGAAGUCCGUUUGACUUCUGAAAACGUUCACAAUCCAAGGCACGGCUUCCAAUUGGCUGCGGGAGCUUCCAGCACUCAAUCGGAAGCCAUGGAAGCCGCAGAGGACGUUUGUCUUCCAAAAAAGGUUUGCAAACUGGAAUACUCACUUCCGGGUUUGCGGCGUUCGGGAGCCAAAAUGUUCGAGAACUAAGCUGUUCCAAAACCAAGGUACGACUGUACUGUAUCUCAAAGUCCAGAGGUGGAGUGAUUUGGAAUAAGGAAACAGCAGGCAUGGAAUUGUUGAGCCCCUACCCGCAACAUAUGAUCUUCAGUAUCAGGUUACUCCUCCAAAGGCAGCUUUUCCUGUUUAAAAGGGUUGCCAAGGUAAUGUUAUCCGAAUCUGUCCCUUUUUGUACAGCUUUAUCUUUACAGUAUAUUUGUGGUCAUUUGGCGCUUAUAAAUAUCCUGUUGUCCAUUAGUAAUGGUCUUAUCUCUGAAGAGCUGGGUUUAAUCACACAGAUGUAUUAUUGCAAAAACACGUAAUGCAAUUUUAAAUUUCAUGAUCAUUUGCCUUAAAAGCUAAAAAUACGUCUCUGGGAGUACUGGUUUUAUCUUCUCAUCUCUGAUGGUCCUUCUUUUCUCCAGUUAGAAAUGAAAUUAACUUAACAUGAAUUACUGUACUUUUAAAUAGAUCCUUUAAAAAAAAGCAAUUGAUGUUCUGAGAUCCCAUGCUAGCAUAAACAGUACUGAAUAAACAAAUGUAUUUUUAUGCUGGCGUGGCUUCCUGAGCAGGCCUUAAAAAUAAGAGCCAUCAUGCUGCCCCAAUAAAAUAACAUCUUGGGUUUAAAUAAAAUCAAUACUACUAUACUGUGUUAAAUUGAUGGGAGACUUCCUUCUUUGUGGAAGGAUACUUUCUCUGGAAAUCAUUUGACAGCCUGGAAAUCAUUUCACGUGAAUGUAGUAGGUAGGUUGUAGGUAAGUAGGUAAGGUGGCAAAAUGUUCCUGGACUGUAUUAGGAACAUUUGGCAGAUGGGAAUUGAGUUGUCACGUGACUGAAUAAUGCCCAUGUAAAACAAAAUUAUGUGCACAACAAAAUUAUGUGCACUUAGAAAACGAGCAUCUCAGGAAGACAGCUGGGCUGGAACAUUUCUUCCCAAUUACAAGCUUUCCAUGUGCAGAGAGCUUUUUGUAUCAUCAAGCACUUGGUAACAACAACAACAACAACAAGAUAAUGCAACCAUAACACUUUCUCUCCUGACAAUCACUUGAAUCUAUCUUCAAACAUAACAUAGGAGCGUCCUGAUGUUUACUGUUACAACCAGAAGAGAUCUCCCAUGCUUGACCUCCCAAGAACGGUAUGUCGAGCUGUUUGCUGCAUGAGAAUUGCUUUGUGCCAAGAAGGAAAUGUCCCUGUAAUUGGGUUAGAUAUCAGAGUAGUCACUUCAAAGUAGUCAUAGCAAUCACUUUAGAAGUGUAGAGAAGGGAAGCUUCUUAACUGUUUACCCAACAAGGAGAAAGCAUAAGAGGAAAGAGUGAAAUACUGCAGUGUCGAUUACCAAAUUGGCCAGGACCUUACAAGAUUUGCCUGGAUUCCACAGGUGUCAAACAACUUUCCUGCUGCCCAUACCCAACUAUAUCUUCACUGUGCAGGGAUAAUUUUUCAUCUUUGAGCCUUGAAUCUGGACAAAACCUUUAUUUUUGUUUGCUUCUUAUUGCUUCCUGACCAUUUGGGGUGCUUAGCUGUGGCAUGUGAGUGGCAGGUGGGGAUUGGGAGAGCCUCUAGUUUACACAGAUGAAACAAAAGCCUUGUAAUAUUGUAUUGGAUUCGGAUGGCUCAAGACCAAAGAGCAGCUGUUUUACUGCUGCUGUUUCUCCAGCUACGGUGAGACUGACAGCUUUUAUGAGCUCUUAAGGUAGAAGGUGUUGAAGAGGAUUUGUACCAGAGCUGUCAGAGUCGCUAAACUGAUCAAAGGAUUACAGUGCUCUCGAUAAAAAGGAGGCUUUACAGUAAAAACAAUGCUAGAAAAUGCCAGUCAUUUGAAUUUGUAUCCUUGACAGCUUACAGCUAGCUUUAAAUAGGUCAAGUGAACCAGAGAAUGUCAAGAAGAGCAUAGAGCAGUAAAGCCUCUGUUCAUUCCUUCUGCUAAUAGUUUUUUGUUUUGUUUUGCUGUUUAAAGAAGCGCUGCCUGCCCAAACUUCACAGAGAGGCAAUCCCUGAAGGCUUCAAUUUAUUUUUAGGCAACAAUAGGAAAAAGGUGACAACUCCUACGUCAGAUGUGCUGUGAGAGAGUCAUCUGAGUGCAUAACAGAGAAGCAUCAGACACACUGAUCCCAGGAGGGGCUGGUGCAGAAUAGCAGGCUAGGCUGUCAUAUUCUCAUCUUUAGGUUCACCAUGCAAUUCUCUGGUGAGAACGGAGAUAGUUGUUUCUGGAUUCACAUUAUUGGAUGGAUAAAACCUUGAAAGUUCUAUAUACAGGCACAAGAGCAGGCAUCUUUCAAGUCUCUUUCUGUCUAAGGCAGCCUUUCUCAAUCUGGUGCCCUUCAGGUUAUUAUGGACUACAACUUCCAGUAUACAUGGCCACUAGCCCAACUGUCUGGGGGUGAUGGGACUCGAAGGCCAAAACAUCUGGUGGUACCAGAUUGAAGAAGGGACGAGGUUUGUUCCAGAAUGAGAAAAGAGAGGCAGGCAAAACAAACAAACUCCUUUGCAUUUCACACCAUCUUUUCCCCCUAUGUUUUGCAUGUUACACCUGUGGUAAUCUGGGUAACGUCAAGGAGUUGAGGUCAAUCCCAGCUUCUAGAUGAAUGUUGUAUAUGCUGCUGUUAGUGAUCUCAACGCUCUGAGUGCUGUCUUUGUGUAGCCAAAAUGGCACCAUCCAUGAUAAGAGGGGAGGUAUCAGCAGACUCAGAGUUCCUCUGAGGUUUGGAGAAGUACAAAAAACAUUGUAGGCAUUGAAUGCAGCGUCAGGAUUGGCAAAAGGAACAGGUGUGAUGAAAUAGCAUGGAGCACCUGGAAUCCCAAACAGAAGUACCGCAUCAUUAUCUUGCAGACCCCACUGGUACCUGUAUAAUAUAUAUUCUUGUUAUGGUCACAUUUCACAUUUUAGACCUAUCAGUAUUCAGCUAAAAUAAUCUGUGAGCUGAACCUUAGUUAAAGUUUUGUGCUUUGCUGUUGUCGUGAUAUCAGCAUUUAUAUGUUGUUGUAAUGAUGAACUAGGAAAGAACUAUAUUAGAAACACAUCAAGAUUCAGUUAUUGAGUCCAGUGGAGAUCCUGAGGAUUAAGACAUAUUGUAGACUUCAAAUUCACUUCUACUUUUCUUGAGAAACAGAUAUUCCAAUUUUUGAGGUCUACAGAUUGUCAUUUUUAGUUACAUUUGACAGGCUAAUACACAAUAAGUUAGCUUGCAUAACAAGGUCAUAGGGAAAAAAUCCUUUGCAUUUAAGCCAGUUCUCAUUUUGGCUGUAAAAAUCUUGCUUGACAUAGCAAAACAAGAAUCUUGCACUGUACCACUGAUCUCUAAGAACUCACCAUAGGUUCUGGCACAGAAUUUUGUUUAAAGCACAGUGGCAUAAUAUAGCAUGAUGUUUUAAUUGGCUUUUAUUACUGAGGUCCAAAAUCUUUGGUGGUCAGCCAAGCCAUCUUACAUUACUCUGAAGUGAGAAUAAAUUGGUAGCAUGCUGUUGUUGAUGGCUGCUCUGAAUUUUGGCUAAUAAGCCAAACUAGGAGAAGCUAAAUAUUAGCUAGAGAGUAGCUAGGUAGAGGUUGGGUGGUUAACUGUCCACUUUUAAGAUACGGAGCUAAGGUUCUAUCCAGUGAUACCUUUGGACUAAUGGAACAUGCUUCUAUUCAUGUAAGGUGUUGCACCCAAUAUUUGCUGAUUAUUUAAUGCAGUUCUAUGCACCAUAUUCCAUGAGCUCCUGCAGGGUCUUCCAACCUUUUGGAGCAACCUUUAGUCUAGCUUGAUGAUUUCUACAUGUUAAUACCAAAACUUUCCAUUUCAGUUAUCUAUUUUUUAAAAAAAAUAUACAGGCUGAGGACUUACCUUCUCUAGGCUUAUAUUUCUGAUUUUACCCUCACCAUCUAUCAGGCAUCUGGUCAUUUGGCUUUGUUUGUUUGUUUCAGUACCAAAAUUGUGACCACAAUUUUGCCUUGGUGAUGGAUGUAUCUUUCAUUGCCUGCUCUGUGACUUAGAGAUACUCAGUUUACAGGUGGUUAUCUUCCCAUAGGGACGCGGGUGGCACUGUGGUCUAAACCACUGAGCCUCUUGGGCUUGCCGAUCAGAAGGUCAGUGGUUCGAAUCUCUGACGGGGUGAGCUCCCUUUGCUCUGUCCCAUGUUUAGUACAGAUGUUUUUAGACUGCCUUCUUCCAACAUCUGGAAAAAGAAGCUGAGAUACACCAUGUCUUAAUUAACUGAAGGUGUUGCAGCAGGCAAGACAGCUGCGCUUUCUCUCUCUCUCUCUCUCUCUCUCUCUCUGCCUCUUCAGUUGCUCAGAUUUUGCCUUGGGCCUUGAAACAGCCAGUUAGCAGUACAGCGAAUUCUCUCCAGACUAUUAUGGAAUUAGCCAAACUAAUCUUCUCUGCUUUAAUAGGCCUGUUUAAUCAUAAUCCACAGUCCAGGCCUUUCAGAACUGAGGAAAGCAUAAAGCCUCAUAAUUAACUUGUUUAAGAUUCUUUUGUUGUAGGAUGUCUGAUUUUGCACUUUAAAUAAAGUGAAAGGGCUAUUUAAUAUACAGCUCUCAGUGAAAGCUUAAGUUUAGGCACUGAAAAUCUUUGCCAUGUUUAACAAUGUUAAGGACUGUAUAGAUACAAUUGCAUGUGGCAACCAUUGAUUCAGGAAAUUGUGUAACAAAGCCUUUUACUUGUGAUGCAGUUCCAAAUAUGUUCAGAUGUUCAAUGUCAAGGAAAUAAAAUCUGACGGGUAAUUGACAUGUAUGUAGAUUACAGGUUGGUUUCAUCUUGCUAGCUGUUUUGUACCUUUAGCUUUGUGACAGCUUCAUAAGAGUUAUUGUCUAAAUUGUGUAAAUACAUAUUCCAGUGUGGAGAAUAGUUAAGCAGGAAUUCACUUCACCCAUUGAGCGCCAGAGUUCAUGUCUUAAACAUGCAAAUAGAACCCCUGUGGCUCAGAUCAGUGGCUGGAAGCUGUUAAAGGAGUCAGAUGCUAUGAAAUGACCUCUAGCUUAUGGCUGCUAAGAUUUUUCCUUGAUUAUUUGAACGGUUUCUCUGCUGCCCCUCACUGAUGGCCCACAGAUUAAAUCCCAUGUGUUGUCUCUCUUGUUCACAGCCUGCUUUUGUUUUGAUAGGGGAUACUAAUGAAUGAGUCCUAUCUCAUGUGGGAAGGAUGGAAAAAUGGGUGGGGGGUUGUUAAUUCCAGCUGUUGGGUGCUAUAAGCCCUGCCUCUGGCAACUCAUUUCACCUGUUCUUGAAAUGUAAGCAACCCUCUUAAACCCCUACUCUUUCACUGUCUCUGUUCUUUUCUCCUGUUGUCACUUUUGAAAAGCACACAAAUCUGGGCAACCAAAAUGGUCAAAGGCCUGGAAACGAUGCCUUAUGAGGAACGGCUAAGGGAGCUGGGCAUGUUUAGCCUGGAGAAGAGGAGGUUAAGGGGUGAUAUGAUAGCCAUGUUCAAAUAUAUAAAAGGAUGUCACAUAGAGGAGGGAGAAAGGUUGUUUUCUGCUGCUCCAGAGAAGCGGACACGGAGCAAUGGAUCCAAACUACAAGAAAGAAGAUUCCACCUAAACAUUAGGAAGAACUUCCUGACAGUAAGAGCUGUUCGACAGUGGAAUUUGCUGCCAAGGAGUGUGGUGGAGUCUCCUUCUUUGGAGGUCUUUAAGCAGAGGCUUGACAACCAUAUGUCAGGAGUGCUCUGAUGGUGUUUCCUGCUUGCCAGGGGGUUGGACUCGAUGGCUGACAUGCAUUCUAGAUUUUACUUCUAAGGCCUUAAAAGGAAUAACUUUAUACUGCUGUUGCUCCAUUUUCUUACUUCCCAGUUCUGAAUACAUAACUUACUGUCUUGGCUACUGUGAUGGGUGAACCACCCUCAGGUUGUGUAAGCUUUGGCUUGGAAAUCAGCCAAGUUACUUUUCCCAAAUGAAAUAGCUAGACUGAUUUCUGAGUCAAAGCAGAAUCCUCGACCCAAGCACCCUGUUCUCCGACACUUUAACACUACCUACUGGUCAAUCCAGUGACAGAGCCGCCAGUGGCACUCCAGCCACUGGGAGGCAAAGAAAAUGAGGUCUCUCCCUCCUUUUCCUUCCCGGCACCUGGCAUGUUACACCAGUGUGCCAGGACAAAAGGUUACAGGGGUCCGUGGGAAAGUGAUUUCCCCAGGGCUACUUCAGUACCGCCUUCCUUAUCUCUCGUAGUGCCUGGAGCAUCCGUCUUAUUGCUGCCAGGCUGGUGGUCAGGAAAAAGUGUUUUAAAAGAGGUGGGUGGGAAACUGGGGGGAGGGGGGAGGCUGAGUGGAAUGGGAGGGGGCAAACCAAGAAUUCUGAUUUAGAUGGUAAUCUGAGCUGGAGAACAAUCCAGGGCCCUUAAUGUUCAUUGAAACAAACAUUACUAGCAACUCUAUCUAGUACUCCUUUGUGGUGUGCUUACUAUAUAUGCAGAUGGUUGCUUUGGCAAGUUCCUUGAAGGAAAGUCUGGAAGAGCGUGAGUCAUCAUUAGGCAAAGCAGUGGCUCACCAGGGAGCAAAUAAAUGCCAAACGCAACCUCCUGAACAGUAUCUCAACUGAAGUAGUCAUCGGGGAUGGGCUCAGAAAUACCACCAGUGAUUCCUCUUUUAUCCCUAGCUUUACAUAUGCCCACAAAUGCGUAUACGUAAGAGGCUGAUUGUCAUUCUGUGCCUGCAAAAGCACAGAUCUGUGAGUCGGUUGCGCAUCAGAUGUGUCCUCAGUGUAGGUGAAACCAACCUGUGUGAUUUGUGUGGUACACUGGUGCUCUCAUGAUCACAUAGUAGUAUGAAGGCAUGUGUUUCAUUUCUGCUUUUCAGCCCUUAGCGGGGCCAUAGCUUGCCAGAUGGCCUCAGCAAAACCAUGUUGCUUAUAUUUAUAGAUGGCGGUGACUUCAAUAUCGUCUUCUUUGAAAAAAUAGCCCUCCUUAGUGACCUCAUCCUCCACCCAAUCAGAUUUGACUACAGUGAUCAUGUUUGCCCUCCGUUUUGUCGUCAUGUAACCCAAUAGGAUUGGCUGUGCAAUGAUGUCGCUGUGACUUAGGACGGUUAGUUUUCAAACCAAAAUGGUGCUGAAAUAAAAUGGUGUAUAAAUGUUUGCUGAGCCUUCUGGACUGGAACCAUGGAGAAGCUGCUAGUGAAGUCCAGUUACUUUGAGCUACCUGAUCAGGUAUCGCCCACCUAAAUGUGUGUUGGAGGAUGUUCCCUCUGGAGAUGACUGUUCGGAAGAUAGCCUUCUUGAAAAAUUGAUGAAAGGGGGAGUGUGUUUUGUUCAAGGGAAUGGUGUUUGCCAAAUGUUUCCACCUUUUAUAUAAGCCCUUUACUAUUUUAUUAAAAUAAUAAUAAUAAUAAUAAAAAUAAUAAUAAUAAUUUAUUAUAUAUACCCCGCCCAUCUGGCUGGGUUUCCCCAGCCACUCUGGGCGGCUCCCAAUCGAAUAUUAAAAACACAAUACAGCAUUAAACAUCCUACUGUAUCAUCCUAUCAGACACUGUCUUUAACCUUUUCUUACGGUUUGAUACUUAUUUCUAGACUCUAUGAUAACAUCAAUAGCUAAAGAAGCAGGAGCCUUCGAAGGCUAGGAUAGAGGAAUGUGAUUUUUCUUUGUCUGACAGAAAUAAUGAGUUCUUUAUGUGUGUCUCUGUGUGUGUGUGUGCCAAGAAAAUGGUUCUGUGCCCUCAGGUUAUUGCAGUGACUUAUUUCCAGGGGUUAUUUCGGUUUAACCAGAUUUUUGGAACUAACCCCACAUUCUUUCUAGUAUUUGGUUUUGUUAAGGUGUUGACAUAAUUUUGCUGGCACCCCCCCCCCUUUUAAGUAGAUUAUAUUCGCAACCAAUUUUCUCAAAGCAAACAGAUGGCUUCUCAACAAGAGCAUGUCCGCGGAAAUUAUCCCUUGCAGAAGUAUAACAGCAUUGCCACAAGAGACCUAUGUUUGUCAUUCAUUUUCUUGUGAGAUGUUACUCAGAACCAUUAUUUGCUUCCUCACCUUGCUCACAUGAAGCAGGGGUGUGUGUGUGUGUGUGUGUGUUUUCCUCAAAGGCCAACAAAACUUUAAUGAAAAUUGGGGAGUGGGGAUGUACAUAUCAAAUUGCAAUAUACAUUGUCAUUGCAAUUUGAAUUGGGGAAUGUUUUUCUUUCUCUCUCCUAAAAUUAAAACGCAUAAAACUAAAAGCAGGAGGAUUUAGGACAGACAAAAAAAGUGCUUCUUCACAUAGUGCAUAGCAGAACUAUGGCAUUCGCUCUCACAAGAGGCAGAGAUGCCCACCAACUUGGACGGCUUAUUUACGGAGGAUAGGGACACGGGUGGCGCUGUGGGUUAAACCACAGAGCCUAGGACUUGCCGAUCAGAAGGUCGGUGGUUCGAAUCCCAGCGAUGGGGUGAGCGCCCGUUGUUCGGUCCCAGCUCCUGCCCACCUAGCAGUUCAAAAGCACGUCAAAGUGCAAGUAGAUAAAUAGGUACCACUCCGGCAGGAAGGUAAACGGCAUUUCCGUGUGCUGCUCUGGUUCGCCAGAAGCGGCUUAGUCAUGCUGGCCACAUGACCCGGAAGCUGUACGCCGGCUCCCUCGGCCAAUAAAGCAAGAUGAGCACCGCAACCCCAGAGUCGGCCACGACUGGACCUAAUGGUCAGGGGUCCCUUUACCUUUACCUUUAUGGCUACUAUUCUUGAGGGUUAUGUUCUGCCUCCACUGAAUGAGUCAGUAUACCUCUGAAUUCCAGUUGUUGGAAAUAGCAGGAGAGGAGAAUGCAUGCAGGAUUCAUGCAGCCAUCUGCCUGAUUUAGCAUGGUUCUUCUUAUGUUCUUGAUGUUUUAUUUUUUAAUUGCUGAAGCGGUAGGUAAUAAUAAUAAUAAUAAUAAUAAUAAUAAUAAUAAUAAUGUGUAUGCUAAGGUAAAGUGUACGCACUACUUGGCUGGAGAACUGCAUUGCAAAAUUUGGAGAAGGGCAACUUUUGAAGAAUGGCUGUCCUUCAGUUCACAAACUGUUUUAUAAAGUGCAAAUUAGGUAGAUUUAUGAAUGUGAGCUGAAUCCAAUUUUUCUCCCAUCCCCAGGCCAAAUCUGUAGAAAACAGACUACAAAGCAAUAUUAACUUGAGCAGGAAAACGCUUUCCAAAUUUCCUUCAAAAAUUCUGUACAUGCCACUCUAAGAACAAGGGACUUAAAUAGAAUAAAAUCUAUGUAACGGCAAUGUGAAGGAUUAUAUGUUUUAGAUUUGUGGUGACCAGUAUAGCCCUGAUAUUUUUUUAGUGCUCAAACUGAAUUGCUUUACAUCCCUCUGUCGUGACUGAACUCUGAGAACAGUCUUGUUAGAGCCAUCAGUUGACAAGAAAUCACUGCAUUUCAUCAAUGAUGCAAUGCCAAUCCAUCUGUCUACCCAUGGUAUUUAGCUUUGAUCAACAUGGGAGUAUAUGAAUGAUUCACAAACAUUUAUGAUUGCCAGUUAGUUUAUUGCAUGAUCCCCAGGUAAUCCAGUGAUACAAUCUGUUGCUGGCAGCUUCAAAACAGGAAAUCGUAGGGUGAUUUUCUGGGAUGAUCAUUCAAUACAACAAUAACAAAUGCAAGAUGAGUGGCCCUUACAACUUUAAUCCCUGCUCCUGGGUCUCAAUGAAAGAUUUGGAUUCUAUCCAUCCUAGAGACUAUCUUACCUGUAUCUCUAUCUAUCUAUUUAUCUAUCUAUCCAUCCAUCCAUACACAUACACAUAUUCACAGAUGCUUAUCUGCGCUUUCUCCAUAACUGAAGCAGAUCUGCAGAUCAUAAUGUCUGAUUGUCUCUUACAUGAGUAUUUUCACUUCAUGUCCAUGUAUUUAGUGUGCAUGGAUGGAACGGAAACACUGUGUGCAGUUACACUGUGUUAUAAGCUACCUAUAGGUUUUGUGCUCAUACCUACAUGCUCUCUUUGUAGGAGUCGUGAAGCAGUUGACCAGUUAAAGCUGUAAUGAUAUUUAAAAGAAGUCUGGCAUAAAGGGCUGGAUGGGCACAGAAAUCACACUAGAGCCAUCCUGUUGAACAGGGGCUCCUUUGUAUCACUAAGUUGUUUAGCAGAAUGACUGAAUGACCCCGGACGUUAUCAGUUUGUGAUGCAAUCUUAGCUCAUGCUGGUAUAUCUAGUUGCUAUUGUUCCCAAGCAUUGUUUACUGGUUCUGAACCUUGCCAGCUACCAUUGUCUCUCUCAACUUGUUUGCCAGGACUGGAGUAAUGGGGCGAAUGCAGAAUCACAUGGCAUGUGUCAGUGCAUCAUCGAGUCACAACAGGUUCUCACCGAGUGCCAAAUUUUGCUAAAAGGGGGGGAUUGUGCAUGAGCUGAGUGAUGGCAGAUGUCUGCAGGUUUGCACUGAAUGUGGCAAAAAUGUAUUUCUCACGCUUCUUGAGAUUGUUCCCUUUGGUCAUUUGCAGGUUCGUAUUCCACACCACGCUGGGAUCAUUCUCUGUGGGGAGAAAAAGGUGAAUUGUAAUGAUUGUAAGAAAUAUGGUGGUCACAGUGCACAGAUGCACAGUAGCAACAGGAUAUUUCCUCUCUUGUGUUCCGGUUCUAUCCUUUGCGGAGAAUGUGGUGAUGGGCUGAAAUGUCUAGGCUAUGCGAAUACUGGCAUCAUUGCAUUGUGCUGCUUCCUUGCCUGCUCCACAUCACUGGCAAUGCAGGUGUGGGCAUGGAGUUUUCUGUGGGCAUAGAGCUUCUGUUUUUGGAAGCAAUCCUGUGUUUCCUGGAAAGGUGUAAGCCCUAACCUUCAUUUAUUUGAAUUGUUCUCUUCUGCCCUUCAGCUAGAACGCGAAGCUUACAGUUACGUCUGUGGGAGUUGUGCUUGACAGAUUUCUCCAUUCUAUUUUUAUGGCUAGUGUUUUUAAGGACCUGCAUGCCUUUGAUCCUCGGUGGCUGCAGUGCUCUUCUAAAAUGUCCCCAAAGAGGAGCUUUUCUGUAGGGAUGCUUACAGAUUCCUCCCCAUGUGAAUUUCUCACGCAAUUUUGUGGUUCCUGGUGACCUGGUCUUGUCUCCAAAGCAGCAUCAUUACUCUCAUGAUCUGUCCAGCUAAUGCCAAAAACCGAAUCUAAAAGCUGCCGGAACUCUGUCAAAGUGCUGGGAUCUGGUUUUGAGUUCCAGACUUAAGUUCAGAUGGCUGUGCAUGCGCAGUUUGCCAUAGUUUGGUUUGCAUUUUCCUGCCUUAUAAGAUUGCUGACAUGCACAUAUUCAUUGAUUAAAUAAUCACAGCACUGAAAUUCAUUCUUUCUGGUUCACAAGACCUUCUCCUUCAUGUGCUGAACGUAGCAGAGUUACGCCCACUGGAGAUACAUCAAGCAGUUGUGUGAAGGGACCCCAUCUGAGGCCCUUUACAUCACCACCAAAGCACUUACAUGUGCUUUCUCUGUGUGGAGGUUUGGGGUGGUGAUGGUGAACCUUUCUGAUGUGAUUGCAUCAUUGCAUGGAUUGGGUUUUUUUUUAGUUUUGCACUGUGAUUUAGUUUAUUAAUGUGUUUAUUCCUUGGUGCGCGCCAGUAACCUGUACUACAGUAAACCGUAUGUGCCAAUUCCAAAAUUAAUUUUGGAAACUUUGCAAGCUGACCUAGAAGGCAAGGGGAAUUAGGAAUGUGGGACAAAGUGAGCCUACAGGCUAAAAACAGAAUGGAACGGGGAAAAUAUGUUCAUUACAGCUUUUCUGGAGUUUGCUAACCCCCCACCUCAGUAAGCCCUUUAGUUGAAAUGUUGAAAAAAAAAUCUGAUUAUUUUGGGAUCCACUCUUGAUUUUAUAUAAAACUAUUGAAUGAUUAUACCAUAGAUACUAUUACAACUGAAAAAAUUAACAAGAAUAGAGGGUGUAAGUGUUCGUUCUGAUGCUGGCUCAGUGUUUCAGCUGAUUAACAAAUGUCUACUCUGGUUUGAUUCUUAGGUUCUCCAAAGGUGCUUUCCCCCCCUUAAGCAUUUGCUCUCAGCAGCAUUGUCCAGACAGGAGUCAGCUUCAUCAGUCCAAAGCAUGGGUGUACAUGAUUAAGAACUGUUCUUUUCAAUAGGAUUUAAGGCACCGUUUUGCUAGUUGGAUUUUGUCCAUUUUCUCUAGUGUCAGGAGAUGGGUUAAAGAGGCGUUAAUAACUCACUUGAAUUGCUAACAGCUCAUAACGUAUUAAAUCUGAGAGACCAGCUGCAUCCACUAUCAUUCACUCUUGGGUGAGACGAGUUGUCUGUGCAUGUUAUGCUGUGACAAAGUGUAUGUGUUUGUGUGUGAGAGAGAGAGAGAGAGAAAGAAAGAAAGAGAGAGAGAGAGAAAGGAAAGACAGCCCUUCUUUAUCUUUUUAAGGACUUGCAUGAUUCACGACUCAUCUUCUUUCUGUGUGCUUGUUGUGUAUUCGUAGGGACAAGGUGAUCUACUGAAGAACGCCAAGAACGAAGCCAUAGAGAACAUGAAGCAGGUCCAACUGGCUUGUUUGUCAUGUGGACUCAGCAGAACCGGGAUUUUGGAUGCCAAGUCCAAACGGUGCCUGGAGGCAAUAGAAGAAAAGGAGACUGGCGAUGAGAAUGGGAGGCUGUGAAAGAAGACCAUCGCUGUCUGGCAAUGGCAUAUAUUUCAAUAGCCCGAAAUUAUUUUUUUAACACAUUUAGAAAGAGAAAAGACCGCACUAGAUUGCCCUCUACCGGAUAUCAGAAGUAUUAAAAUCCUCACAAUGCCAGUGUUUUAUUUGAGUUCAUUUAUCCAAGUUUAAACUCUUGAAGUAGUGAUAUUUCUAAUAAAUCCAAGCUCUGUGUGUGUGUGUGUGUGUUUGUGUGGGGAGAUCUAGUAAAUGCUCUGUCAUGAAGUUACAUUGUUAGCCCUUUUCCUUAUUUAUUUUAUUAUCUUUGAUCAGAGUUUUAUCCAGUGCUUUUUUUUCUUUAAAAAAUGUUUAGGGGUACUCUCAUUUUCCUACUCAUAUUGAAAUACUGCCCCUCAACGAGGACAAACUUAGAUUCAUAAAAUGUUUAGAGGUAUGCGUACCCCUGCGUCCCCCCAGAAAAAAGCACUGGUUUUAUCAUUCUGAAGAUCUUGGUGGACAGAGAGACUGCAUAACACAUUAGUUUUAAUGCUUCUUUAUACCAUACUGUUGCUUUAGUGGCAGCUUCUAAUAAACUGUGCUGUUCCAACUAUGUAAUACAGAUUUUACCAGCAGAAGAAAGCACACUCAUGAACCUAAUCUUUUAUUGGCAUGGAUGAAUAAUGGAUUCCUCAGCAUAGUGGGAAUGCUAAAUAAUUAAUUUACCUAUUAAAUUAAGUUCAUGAAAUAUUAAACAAUCAGAAUUCUUUUGGAUAGAUCUCAAUGGGACUUCUGAUGAACAUUCCACUAACUUCUUUUUUUUUGGCUAAUCAUGAUUUGAAAUGCACUCAUAUUAAUAGAAUAAAUUGGCCAUUUUGUUUCAUGCAAGGAAGCCAGGGUUGUAUUUCAGCUCUGCAAAAUUAGGGAUGGAGUGAUUUCCAAGCUUUGGUUCUGAAAUGUGAGAUAUCAAAUAUUCUUUUAGACAUAAUAGAAUACGAAGGUGCUCCUUAGUAACUCUGGAAUGUUUCCCAGCGUCAUUACCUGAAGGAAGUUUAUACAAACUGUGAGCUUGAGAUAAAGCUCAAAGAACUUCAUUCUGCUUACUUUGUUCCUAUGAACAAUCCCGCAUAAAACUAGCAAGGGCUAUUUCUCAGGAUACAUGUCAAACAUGGGCCUGCAUUCAAACGGAAGUUACGCAUCUGGCUAGGAAUACAAGUACAGUGGUACCUCUGGUUACGUACUUAAUUCGUUCUGGAGGUCCAUUCUUAACCUGAAACUGUUCUUAACCUGAAACACCACUUUAGCUAAUGGGGCCUCCUUCUGCUGCCGCUCCGCCAGAGCACGAUUUCUGUUCUCAUCCUGAAGUAAAGUUCUUAACCCGAGGUAAUAUUUCUGGGUUAGCGGAGUCUGUAACCUGAAGCGUAUGUAACCUGAAGCGUAUGUAACCUGAAGCGUAUGUAACCUGAGGUACUACUGUAUUUAAAAUGCAUCUCUGGGUUAUUUGUGGGGCCUAGGAAUUCGUUAUUAUUAUUUUCAAAAUACAGUGGUACCUCAGGUUAAGUACUUAAUUCGUUCCGGAGGUCUGUUCUUAACCUGAAACUGUUCUUAACCUGAAGCACCACUUUAGCUAAUGGGGCCUCCUGCUGCUGCCGCUGCGCCGCCACUGCACGAUUUCUGUUCUCAUCCUGAAGCAAAGUUCUUAAGCUGAAGCACUAUUUCUGGGUUAGCGGAGUCUGUAACCUGAAGCGUAUGUAACCUGAGGUACCACUGUAGAGAUAACAUCAUGGAAUGAUGCUACUCAGAAGAAAGACUUGCUGAACUGCCGUUGCUCUGCAGUUCUCAAGUCUUUUCUCUCUAGCACUAGUUGUGUGUGGUGUUAUUCUCUCAGCGUGUCUUUUCAGGGAGAGUUGUGAGAAUAAACUCACACUUUUAACAUGAGAAGCAGACCUAAGGCAAACACACAAUAGCCUUAUUUUGCUAUGUCCAAGGGCAGGCACACAAUGAAAUAUAGCUGGUGGAAGAGAGGGAUGAUCUGGUGAGAGCUGAGUGGUUGAAUGAAACUCUAAUCUGACCAGCUAUUGGAAAUCACACGAUCAAACUUACCAUGUUACUAAGUGGAGUGUUAUGCGUAUUGAUGUCAUUAUAUAAAUACACUAAUUUGCUGGGCUGUGACAAAGCUGGCAGUGCGUCAACAAUGGUGCAUGAGUCACAUGACGAUUCCAGCGCAAACAUAGCUCCUCCCCAGUCUACUCAAGUCACAUUUCCACCACGCCAGUGUGAUUUGGUGAACGUGAUGUGCUAGAAAUUAGAAGGAAUUUGACAGAAGGCAUAGUAGCAGAAAUAAAUAGCUUGGGAAAUUUAAUGAUUGCCAGUGAUUCUCAACUUCAUGCUGAAACUGUUGGCUGCUAGGGUUCUGUCUCUUGGUGAAGCUGGAGGCCAUAAGCAAACCAAAAACAAAAAGUCUUCAUUUUACCAUCCUUCAUAAUAUCUGGCUCAAACAUUCUUAAUGGUGUUCCUAUAUUUCAAUCUUCUCAGUGCUUGAGUAUGUAUCUGCAUUACCUCUAUUAGAAAGUAGUGUUCUAUUGAUAUAAGAGACUAUAUUUAUUUAAGCAUUGCUUUUAUUUUGAAAAGCUUUUUAAAUUAAUUUGAUUAACAAAUGUGCUGAUUUUACUCAACAAAAAGGCCAAUUGUUGAAAUUUUGAGUCUGAAAAUCUUGUAUGCAUUAAGUUAUUUUGUUUUAUUUUUCUGAUUCCUUAACACUAUUAUGUUCAUGUUGCACAUUUCUGAGAGAGUAAAGCUAUGG